Molecule: messenger RNA, 510 nt
Organism: Closterium sp. Yama58-4
Lineage: Eukaryota; Viridiplantae; Streptophyta; Zygnematophyceae; Desmidiales; Closteriaceae
Source: the annotation of a GenBank genome assembly
AUGGCGCGCGCGCAGUACGACGCCGACCAGCUGGCGCAGUGCCGGCGCUCGCUGCUGCUGGCGGUGCAUGUGGCGCCGAAUAACGCCGCCCUGCGCUUCAACGUGGCGGUGGCACUGCAGAAGAUGGCCGUGACUGUGCUCAAGCAGGAGAAGCGCACAGCAGAGCAGGUUCGCAAGGUGGUUUCGGACUUGAAGACUGCCCUCCGUCUCUUCUCUCAGCUGGCAACACGGGGAGUGCAGGGGUCACAGGGGGGUGUCGACAAGAAGAAAGCCAACUCGCACCUCGAGUACUGCCAGCAUGUGCUCAGCUCAGCCAAGCAACAUCUGCAGGUAGCUGAGAGGGAGGAGCAGCAGCGCAAGCAACGGGCGGAGGCAGAGAGGCAGGUGGCGGAGGCAGAGGCGUCCAGGAAGAGAGCAGAGGAGGAUAAGCUGCUGGAGGCGGAGAGGCAGAGGAGGGAUGAGGAGGAGAGGCGGCUGAAGCAGCAGGAGGAAGAGAUCAAGCGCCGCAUG